AUGAGUGGUCUUCGCUUCCUGGAUCUAAUAAAACCCUUCGCUCCUUUCCUCCCCGAAGUCGCCUCGCCGGAGACGAAAGCACCAUUCAAUCAAAAGGCAAUGUGGACAGGCCUCACUCUCCUCAUCUUCUUGGUUAUGAGCCAGAUGCCCUUAUAUGGCAUCGUAUCCUCCGAUUCGAGCGAUCCUAUGUUCUGGCUCAGAAUGAUGUUGGCGAGCAACAGAGGGACUUUAAUGGAGCUAGGAAUUACACCAAUCAUUUCCUCUGGCAUGGUUUUCCAAUUACUGGCAGGAACCCACUUGAUCGAUGUCAACCUAGACCUGAAGGUCGACCGAGAGCUCUACCAGACGGCGCAAAAGCUUUUUGCCAUCAUCCUUUCAUUUGGCCAAGCUUGUGUGUAUGUACUCACUGGACUAUACGGCCCACCGUCAGAGCUUGGUGCUGGAAUCUGCGUUCUCUUAAUUGUGCAAUUGAUUAUCGCCGGUCUCAUUGUCAUCCUCCUCGAUGAGCUACUACAGAAAGGCUAUGGUCUUGGCUCAGGAAUAUCUCUCUUCAUUGCGACCAACAUCUGUGAAUCGAUCAUAUGGAAAGCUUUCUCACCAACGACGAUCAACACCGGCCGUGGUCCAGAGUUUGAGGGCGCAGUCAUCGCACUCUUCCACCUACUUCUCACCUGGCCCAAUAAGCAAGUCGCACUACGAGAAGCAUUUUUCCGCCAGAAUUUACCCAAUAUCAUGAACCUUCUGGCUACUGUGGUCAUCUUCGCCGCUGUCAUAUACCUACAAGGUUUCCGAGUUGAGAUCCCUGUCAAAUCUUCGAAACAGCGUGGAAUGCGCGGAUCUUACCCGAUUCGACUCUUCUACACUUCCAACAUGCCCAUCAUGCUUCAGUCUGCUUUAGCCUCCAACUUCUUCCUCAUCAGCCAAAUGCUGUUCUCUCGAUUCUCGGACAAUUUGCUCGUCAAAUUGCUUGGAGUAUGGGAACCUAAAGAGGGAGGAUCCUCACAGCUAUUCGCCGCUAGUGGAGUCGCAUACUACAUGUCGCCACCGAACGAUCUCAAGGCUGCUUUACUGGAUCCAGUGCACGCCGCUAUCUACGUUGUCUUCAUCAUGACUGCCUGUGCUUUGUUCUCAAAGACUUGGAUCGAAGUAUCCGGAAGCGCGCCAAGGGAUGUUGCAAAACAAUUGAAGGAGCAAGGACUCGUCAUGGCCGGGCAUAGAGAGCAGAGCAUGUACAAAGAGCUCAAGCGAGUCAUUCCUACCGCUGCUUCAUUUGGCGGUGCGAUCAUUGGUGCGUUGUCUGUGACGAGCGAUCUGAUUGGCGCUUUGGGAUCUGGAACCGGAAUCUUGCUGGCUGUCACCAUCAUCUACGGGUAUUUCGAAAUCGCUGCGAAAGAAGGAGAUAUGGCAGGAUUGAAGGGGAUGAUCAUGAGCUAG
This is a messenger RNA of Bacidia gigantensis, 1434 nucleotides long. RefSeq names its product translocon subunit (gene SEC61). The record is from RefSeq and is a predicted model, not a curated record. NCBI's taxonomy places the organism in Eukaryota, Fungi, Ascomycota, Lecanoromycetes, Lecanorales, Ramalinaceae. Gene Ontology annotation, molecular function: ribosome binding; signal sequence receptor activity; transmembrane protein transporter activity. Bases 1 to 1434 code for a protein of 477 amino acids. The transcript has 6 exons. Gene Ontology annotation, cellular component: membrane; Sec61 translocon complex. Gene Ontology annotation, biological process: SRP-dependent cotranslational protein targeting to membrane, translocation; post-translational protein targeting to membrane, translocation.